AAAUUGAAAUUUUCAUGUUUUUGAUUCAACUGGCUGCUUGUGCAUAGACAGAGUUAUAUAGUUAAUUUAUAUAUCUUUUGUCGAAUGAAGUUCUUUGUCGGCAAGUUUUUGCUGUAUGUUUACUACGAUAGUUCUAACUUCUGUUCGUAAUAGAUACACGGUUUCGAAAUGGCUGCGAACCGGGAAGAAACAUUGAGACAAUUCUGCGACGUGACUGGUGCGGAUGAGGAUAGAAGUAAAUUCUUCUUAGAGUCCUCCAAUUGGCAGCUCGAAGUAGCAUUAUCGAGUUUUUAUGAACACGGUGGAAACAUUGAUGAUGCGCCUGCAAAUGCAGCCCCAACUUUGGCAUCGCCACAGCCAAUGUCGGAAAGUGAUUUGGAGUCACCACCAGGCUCACCCGAGAAACCAAAGAAAAAAGAUGUUAAGAAAAGGACGAAUACUAAGUUUGCUACACUGGAUUCUUUGCAUCAAGACAGUUCAAGUGAUGAAGAGGAAGGGGAAGCAUUUUACGCAGGAGGAUCUGAGAGGUCUGGACAACAGAUUAUAGGCCCAGGAAGAGGUGUGACGGAUAUUGUCAAUGAUAUGUUUAAAAGUGUCAGAGAACGUGGGGCGGCAGUAGCUUUAGACGGUGAGUCCACUUCAUCCGGUCGCGGGCGCGGUGGCGGUUUAUUCGGCGGUGUUGGAUACAGGCUUGGUCAGACGUCGGAUGACCACGAGGAAGUGACACCACCAAACACAACCAAACAGGAUGACGGACGUAACGUGCGGCUCAGACUGUACCGCGAAGGAUUCACCGUGGACGACGGUCCGCUGAGACAUUACAUGGACCCACAGAAUGCCGAAUUCUUGGCGUGUAUACGUAGAGGUGAGGUUCCUCAAGAGUUAGUGGGGAGGGGACAGGUGCGAUUGAGUCUCGAGGAUAAAAGACAGGAAGAGGCUCCGAGGAAUGUACCAAAGUCGCAGCCCUUCAGCGGCAAGGGACAUCUACUCGGCAGUCCGACUCCGGCCAUCGUCGGCGCCGCAGAGCCCGCGCCUCCUGCGCCGGCGCAGGACCGGACCCAACACCUGCGACAGGCACAGCUCAUUCUCGCCACCGAUGAUCAAAAACCCACCACCACUAUACAGAUUCGUCUGGCUGAUGGCAGCCGGGUGACGGGUCGUUUCAACGAGAGCCACACAGUGGAUGACUUGUACCAGUACGUGACGAGGGCAGAGCCCCAGUACGAGGCGCGGCCAUUCAUUCUGCUGACGGCGUAUCCCAGCGCCGAGCUGACCGAAGCCGAUCGCGCGCUCACUCUAAAGGCUGCUAAUUUACUCAACUCCACUGUAAUGCAACGACUGCAAUAAAUACCUUCAUACCACAA
Molecule: messenger RNA, 1364 nt
Organism: Leptidea sinapis
Lineage: Eukaryota; Metazoa; Arthropoda; Insecta; Lepidoptera; Pieridae
Gene: p47
Product: NSFL1 cofactor p47
Exons: 9
Coding region: 169-1347 (392 amino acids)
Biological process (GO): membrane fusion; proteasome-mediated ubiquitin-dependent protein catabolic process; autophagosome assembly
Cellular component (GO): nucleus; cytosol
Molecular function (GO): ubiquitin binding
Source: RefSeq, a predicted model, not a curated record